Molecule: messenger RNA, 1986 nt
Organism: Mus musculus (house mouse)
Lineage: Eukaryota; Metazoa; Chordata; Mammalia; Rodentia; Muridae
Gene: Cimip2a
Product: ciliary microtubule inner protein 2A
Exons: 10
Coding region: 945-1877 (310 amino acids)
Cellular component (GO): ciliary basal body; microtubule cytoskeleton; cilium
Source: RefSeq, a predicted model, not a curated record
AGGAACAUUGUCCAGAUCAGGAGGGGCUCUCCCACAGGGCCUCCAUCCUUAGUACCCCCUCCUUACCUGCUGAGACUGUCACCCAGCACUGGCCCUGACUGACACUUUUCUGGAUAGACGGAUGGAGACAUGAGGAAACAAGUUUGAUUUGGACAAAGGGACCACGGGCUGCCUGGAGCCUCCUCCUGCACUGUGCAGUGUCCUCUGAGAAUGUAAUUGAUGGUGUUAUGGGACCUGAUGUGUAGGGUUCUGAAGGAGCAUUUGUUGCUACUUAUGUGACUCCAGUUCCUCCCUUAGAAAGUACUGCUGUGGGGAUAGGAAUGGCUUGAUGAGUCAAGUAAGUGCCUGCCGUGUGUGCAAGCCUGACAGCCUGAGUCGGAUGUCCAGGAGCAGUAAAAUCCAGCUGUGCUUCUCUGCAGUCCCAGAUCUGGAGAGAUAGAGGCAGGAGGAUCCCUGGAGUUCACUCCUCAGCACAUUGAGCUGAAACAAAGCACUCCAGACUCUUCGAGACAAACCAUAUCUCAAAAACUCUAAGGCAAGGUUUCCUGGCUGUCCUGGAACUCUUCUCAGUAGACCAGGCAACAGGUCUCUUCAGGGAAGGAAGGUGGACACAGAAAGGGCUGAACCAGCAAGGACAGAGUCAAAGCAAAUGACAGCUACACAGAAACACAACCUCUUCACUCCAGAACCCCACUACAUCCCUGGGUAAGAGCUGGGAGCUCUACAGAGAGAACGGUUGGGGCUGGGCAAGGGAUGUGCAGUAGGGCUGGGGCUUCCUGGACUCCAAGAGGAUGAGGACCAAUGCUGAAGAGGCCCAAAGCCAGGGCUACUAAGGAUGGAAUAGAAAUCACCAGGGAUGAAGAGCUCUGGGACAGGAAAACUCUGAGGUGGAACUGUAGAGGAAGGCUAGGCCUUGCCCCUCCCUGUGGCCUCAACCUGAAUGCAUGUCUGUCAAGGGCAAAAACUGUGGCAGUUAUGCUGGUUUCUAUCCUCAACUGCGCUACCAGGUGGGAAACACCUAUGGCCGCACCACUGCACAGUUGCUCACAGAUCCCAGCGUACAGAAGAGCCCCUGCUCUGUUCUGUCACCUAUGACCAAGCCCAAGUUCAUUGAGGACUUCAGCAAAUCCAAGCCACCAUGGAUUCCCUGCAGGGACCUGAGAGAGCCUUACAUCCCCCACUAUACCAGUCUGAAACCCUACAAGAAUUUUGAGAUCCUAGGCCAGCUCCCACGCCAGGAUGUGGACACCCAGGGGCCGCCACAAGUAGAGAACAGACAGGGACCACUGACUGCAGGCUUCAUGCCUUAUCCACCCUACCCGGCAUGCCCCCCAGGCAGAAAGGGGGAAGCUAGAGACCUGGGCCAUCCAGGUCUACUGCUGGCAUAUGGGGAAGAGGCUUGGAAGGAUGCAGCACCUCUUCAGGAUACCCCAGGGAAGAACAACCAGCUAUACCACUGCAGGAGGGAUGAGUACCUGCCUCCACACCCCCCACAGGAGACACUAGAUGUAGGCAGAUUCCAACGACUGCCCCAGCUAGACCACCCCAACCUAAUCCAACGCAAGGCCAUCUCAGGUUAUGCCGGCUUCGUCCCCCGGUUUGCCUGGGUAAUGGGGAUGAAUUACCGUGAUGGUGUCACACAAGCUAUGGAUGACUUUGACAAGAACCAGUUCGUGUUCAGACACCCAGUCUGUGCCCUGGGUGAAAGGCUGCCUAGGACCCACUGGCCAAACACCACCAUCUAUAGAAGCCAAGGCCUGAUUCCUUUCUACAUGGGCUUUAUCCCAUCCAUGCAGGACAACUAUGCACUGACAUUCGGUAACAGCACCCGAAGAGCCUAUCAGAAGGAAUUGGACAGGCGAAGCCACACACUAUGAAUUGCUUUAAUGGUGGUAUCUGUACAAGUGAUGUCAGGACACAGGACAGCAAAUGCACAGUGGACAUGGCUAGCAGACAGGCUGUGAAUGAAUAAAGAGUUCACACUGC